UUGGUCAGUAGCAACUAGCAAGUUGGAGCAGGACAUGUAUAAUGAAUGUAUUUUGCUCUUACAUAAAUACCACUUUCAGUGAAAGGCCUUAGCUUAACACUUAUAGUCUUCUAUUAUUCCUUCUGAACUCUUUCCCUACAGUUUCAUGCAUAGGGAGAACCUCUUCAUUUGACUCUUACUUUAUCAUCUGCUUUACCAUUUGAUUUGCUGGCAUCUUCUGCUUCACGGGAGCUGAAAAAAAUGGGAGAAAGUUCUUUGUUCUCUGAGUAGAGUUCGCCAGAGAAAGAUAACAUUUUUUAGUCCUUUAUAAUGCCAGUUCCACUUGCUCCCUACCCUGCACCACCAGCUCCUUAUACACCACCAGCUAAUGGUGCACAGAGUCAACUAGUCUGUUCUGGAUGUAGAAACCUUCUCAUGUAUCCAGUUGGAGCCACCUCGGUGUGCUGUGCUGUUUGCAAUGCAGUCACAGCAGUGCCACCUCCUGGCACAGAAAUGGCCCAGUUAGUUUGCGGAGGUUGCCAUACUCUACUCAUGUACAUCCGAGGAGCGACAAAUGUGCAAUGUUCUUGUUGUCACACGGUCAAUCUAGCGUUGGAAGUCUCUAUUUUGAGGGUAAGCAUCAAGUGUGUAUUGAAUCAGCAAAUCAGGUGGCACAUGUCAACUGUGGGAACUGCAGGAUGCUACUCAUGUACCAAUAUGGAGCAAGAUCCGUGAAAUGUGCAGUUUGCAAUUUUGUAACAUCAGUUGGGGCCAGUGCUACAACAAGCACCACUGAGCAGAAGUUCAACACUGUAACCAUACAAUAGGAAGGUCAUUACAGACUGUACAACCUUGGUUUUGCUAGUUACAUAUCGCCCUUAAGGAAUAAAGAGUUAUCAGAUUGGAGAGGAAACUCUUUUCACAUGUAUAGAGUUAUUUUUUCCGUGCGUGAUUGUAUUAAAUAUUUUUGUUAGAUUGGGUGUAUGAAAAACUAUCUAUGAUAAGUUUUCAGUUUGAGUGUUUUUAAAAUUCCCAUCUUUAGAUUGGGUGUAAAGUUUAUUUUCAGCUGUAGAUAAUUUAUGUAAGAUAUGCACAAAAAGAAAGUAACUGACAGAACCCUCGCAAUCACUAAAUAUGUGAUUGAGAAAUAUUUAGAAUGGGUUUAAAGCAAUAGAUGAGAUGAGAAAA
Molecule: messenger RNA, 1167 nt
Organism: Vigna angularis (adzuki bean)
Lineage: Eukaryota; Viridiplantae; Streptophyta; Magnoliopsida; Fabales; Fabaceae
Product: protein LOL1
Exons: 6
Coding region: 310-714 (134 amino acids)
Source: RefSeq, a predicted model, not a curated record